AUGAAGGCCUCAGCAAUAUAUUAUGGAGUUAUAGUUUUUCUUGCCUGCGACAGUGUACAUGCUGCGGUAAAUCUUAUCGGCUCUGAAAUGUACAUUCGAAAGAUUACCAAACGUGUUGUUGAAAUUCUCGAAAACCGGUAUAUAACGGGGCCAGAUUUGCCUAUCGAUGACUACACGGCACCCAUUGAACUUCAAUCCUAUGGCAUACAGCUGAGAGGCAACGUCUCGUUUCAUUCUGGUUUCGUAUCCAAAAUCGGUACAAUGGAAUUGAAUAUGCAGCGUUUCCGGCAAGUUCUGCUCGAUACGGAAGCUCAAAUUGAAGCCAACAUGCUUUGGCGCGACAUUGGCAUUGCUCUGGACUUUUACGCAGACCUGGAAGGGUACCAGGGCUCGGGGACAUUACUGGUGACCUACGGUCAGUUUGACUUACCAUUAACUACAAAACGGGUAUUUGCCACAGGUGAGGUAUCGGGCACAUUGAAGUUCAUGUCGAUAAGCAGCCAGAACGAUAUUAUUAUCGUCGGGCACCCAAAUAAUGCCCACGUGCAAAUGAUAGCGCGAGCGAUAAACACAAACUUCGAUUUCCGAAAUUACAUGAUGUUGUCCUUUCAGCGGUGGAACUUUCAGAAUAUUCUGAACAUUGCUCUGUCAGAAAUUCCCUAUCCGGAAAUAUGUUACAAUUGCUAA
Molecule: messenger RNA, 687 nt
Organism: Ochlerotatus camptorhynchus
Lineage: Eukaryota; Metazoa; Arthropoda; Insecta; Diptera; Culicidae
Exons: 4
Coding region: 1-687 (228 amino acids)
Source: RefSeq, a predicted model, not a curated record